AUGUCUUCUCGAACUCUUUCUACUGCUAUUUCACGUGCGUCUCAGAUAUCUCAGCAAGUGGUACAUCACCAAGCAAUCACGAAAAGAAUGGCCUCUUCUACCACACUCAAGCUCAACACUGGAGCCACAAUUCCAGCAGUUGGCUUUGGUACCUGGCAGGACAAGGAUGCUCAAGAAGACGCGGUCUACACGGCGCUGAAGGCGGGUUACAGGCACGUCGACACUGCACACAUCUAUGGCACUGAGCCUGCGGUCGGAAGCGGUAUCAAGAAGUCUGGCGUUCCACGAGACCAAAUCUUCCUGGUGACAAAGCUAUGGAACAAUGCACACAAACCGGAGAGUGUUGAGAAGCAGCUUGAUGCAAGCUUGAAGGCUCUGGAUACCGACUACGUUGACCUCUACCUGAUGCAUUGGCCGAGCCCAUUCCAAGAUGGCGACAACCUAUUCCCCAAGGACAAGGACGGAAAGGUCAUUCCAGGCGAUGCCGAUUACGUCGAGGCGUACGUAAAUUCCAGGGAGUACACAGAGUUGUGGUGGAGCUAG
Molecule: messenger RNA, 543 nt
Organism: Fulvia fulva
Lineage: Eukaryota; Fungi; Ascomycota; Dothideomycetes; Mycosphaerellales; Mycosphaerellaceae
Exons: 2
Coding region: 1-543 (180 amino acids)
Cellular component (GO): cytosol
Molecular function (GO): aldose reductase (NADPH) activity
Source: RefSeq, a predicted model, not a curated record